Messenger RNA from Tremella mesenterica DSM 1558, 789 nucleotides. RefSeq lists its product as uncharacterized. The record is from RefSeq and is a predicted model, not a curated record. The coding region runs from base 1 to 789 and encodes 262 amino acids. Gene Ontology annotation, molecular function: oxidoreductase activity. The transcript is spliced from 7 exons. NCBI's taxonomy places the organism in Eukaryota, Fungi, Basidiomycota, Tremellomycetes, Tremellales, Tremellaceae.
AUGAAGGUCGUAUCUCUCUUCGAUGUCAGAGGUAAAGUGGUCCUCAUCACGGGAGGUGGUAGAGGUGUAGGGGAAAUGAUCGCAUCAGGUUUCGUUCAUAACGGUGCUAAAGUUUACAUCUCUUCUCGAUCAAUUACAACAUGUAUGGAAACUUCAAAACGUCUAUCUGAAAUCCCUGGAGGAGGAAAGUGUUUUGCUUUACCUGCUGAUUUAUCAAAAUACGAAGAAUGUGUUGGAUUGGUUGAAGAGAUUGAACGAAGAGAGGGAGUCCUCCAUAUCUUGAUCAACAAUUCCGGUGCCACUUGGGGAGAAGAAUUCGAUACGUAUCCCGAUACAGCCUGGACCAAACUUAUGACAUUAAACGUUCAACGAGUAUUUACACUUUGUCAAAAGUUCAGACCGUUAUUGGAGAAAACAGAAGGAUGGUCAGGAAGGAUUAUCAAUAUUGGAUCAAUAAAUGGAAUAAACGUACCUGGUUUAGAAACCUAUGCUUAUUCAACUUCGAAAGCUGCUUUACAUAUGCUGUCCAAACAUCUCGCUCAACGAUUAGGACCUAAAAUCACCGUCAACGCUCUGGCACUAGGUCCGUUCAGAUCGAAAAUGAUGGCGGCGACGUUGGAAGCUUUCGAAGAUGAUAUAGCUCAGAAUUUACCUAUGAAACGUAUUGGUAAACCGGAAGAUGUGAUUGCUGCUUGUUUGUGGUUGAGUGGGAAGGGUGGAGAAUGGGUGACUGGAACCAUCAUACCUAUAGACGGAGGAUCUCUCAUAACUUCUCAAGCCAAAUUGUAA